Sardina pilchardus (European sardine) is the source of this 6594-nucleotide messenger RNA. It is a transcript of the gene epha7, whose product is annotated as eph receptor A7. Lineage: Eukaryota; Metazoa; Chordata; Actinopteri; Clupeiformes; Clupeidae. Gene Ontology annotation, biological process: protein phosphorylation; ephrin receptor signaling pathway; axon guidance. The record is from RefSeq and is a predicted model, not a curated record. Gene Ontology annotation, molecular function: transmembrane-ephrin receptor activity; ATP binding; protein binding. Gene Ontology annotation, cellular component: dendrite; plasma membrane. The coding region runs from base 61 to 3093 and encodes 1010 amino acids. The transcript has 17 exons.
AAUGGGAAGAGAACGCGGCGGUGGAAAAGCGCAUUAUAUCUUUUAACUUCCAGUGGCACGAUGGUUUCGACUUCAGUUCUGUGUUUGUGGACUAUAUUUUGCCUUCAUUUAUGUUGUUAUGUGAACACUGGAAUAGCACAGAAUUCGAGAGAAGUGAUCCUACUGGAUUCUAAGGCGCAACAAACAGAACUGGAAUGGAUUUCCUCUCCGUCGAGUGGGUGGGAGGAGAUCAGUGGGUUGGAUGAAAACUACACGCCCAUACGUACUUACCAAGUGUGCCAGGUCAUGGAGCCAAAUCAGAAUAACUGGCUUCGGACUAACUGGAUAGAGAAAGGGGAUGCUCAGAGGAUUUUUGUAGAACUGAAGUUCACCUUGAGGGAUUGUAAUAGCCUACCAGGUGUGGUGGGGACUUGCAAGGAGACAUUCAACUUGUACUAUCAGGAAACUGACACAGAGGUUGGGAGGAACAUACGUGAGAGUCACUAUGUGAAAAUCGACACUAUCGCCGCAGAUGAAAGCUUCACCCAGGGGGACCUCGGUGAAAGGAAGAUGAAGCUGAAUACUGAAGUGCGUAUAAUUGGCCCCCUGACUCGACGAGGGUUUUACCUGGCCUUUCAGGACGUGGGGGCCUGCAUCGCCCUGGUCUCAGUCAAAGUGUACUACAAAAAGUGUUGGUCCAUCAUUGAGAAUUUGGCGACUUUUCCGGACACGGUGACUGGAUCGGAGUUCUCGUCCCUGGUCGAGGUGGAGGGUAUGUGUGUGAGUGAUGCAGAGGAGGAGACCGACAACUCUCCCAAAAUGCACUGCAGUGCAGAAGGAGAGUGGCUGGUGCCCAUUGGGAAAUGUAUAUGCAAAGCGGGAUUUCACCAGAAGGGCGACGCAUGUGAACCGUGCGGGCGUGGAUUCUACAAGUCUUCCUCCCAGGACCUGCAGUGUUCGCGCUGCCCGGCGCACAGCUACAACGACAGGGAGGGCUCGUGGCGCUGCGACUGCGAGGACGGCUACUACCGGGCGCUGUCUGACCCGCCGUCUGUGGCCUGCACCCGGCCGCCGUCGGCGCCGCAGAACCUGGUCUACAACAUCAACCAGACCACCGUCAGCCUGGAGUGGAGCCCGCCGGCCGACUCGGGCGGCCGCAACGACGUCACCUACCGGAUUAUCUGCCGGCGCUGCAGCUGGGAGCCGGAGGAGUGCGCGGCGUGCAGCGGGAGCGUGGGCUACUCGCCGCAGCAGGCGGGACUAACGGACACCUACGCCACCGUCAGCGAGCUGCUGGCGCACGCCAACUACACCUUCGAGGUGGAGGCCGUCAACGGCGUGUCCGAGCUCAGCCGCACCCAGAGGCUGUUCGCCGCCGUCAGCAUCACCACCAGCCAAGCAGCCCCGUCCCAGGUCAGCGAGGUCAUCAAGGAGAGCGUGCAGCAGCGCAGCGUCCAGCUCUCCUGGCUGGAGCCCCAGCAGCCCAACGGAGUCAUCACCGAGUACGAGAUCAAGUACUACGAGAAGGAUCAGAAGGAUCGCAUCUACUCCACGGUGAAAUCAAAGUCCACGUCGGCUACGGUAAACAACCUGAAGCCGAGCACGGCGUACGUGUUCCAGAUCCGGGCGUUCACCGCCGCGGGUUACGGCACCUACGGGCCGCGUCUGGAGGUCACCACCAAAGAGGAGCCAGCAGCCACCAUUGUGUCCAGCGAGCAGAACCCGGUGAUCAUCAUCGCGGUGGUGGCCGUGGCGGGGACCAUCAUCCUGGUGUUCAUGGUGUUCGGCUUCAUCAUUGGGAGAAGGCAUUGUGGCUACAGCAAAGCUGACCAGGAAGGGGACGAGGAGCUCUAUUUCCAAUGCACCAAAACAUACAUCGACCCUGAAACCUACGAGGACCCGAACAGGGCUGUCCAUCAAUUUGCCAAGGAGCUGGAUGCGUCGUGCAUUAAGAUUGAGCGGGUGAUUGGAGCAGGGGAGUUUGGAGAGGUGUGCAGCGGGCGGAUCAAGCUCCCAGGGAAGCGGGACGCACCAGUGGCCAUUAAGACCCUCAAGGUGGGCUACACAGAGAAGCAGAGGCGGGAGUUCCUCUGUGAGGCCAGCAUCAUGGGCCAGUUUGACCACCCCAAUGUGGUUCACUUGGAGGGAGUAGUGACCAGAGGAAAGCCAGUUAUGAUUGUGAUUGAAUACAUGGAAAAUGGCUCAUUAGAUGCCUUCCUUAGGAAACAUGACGGUCAGUUCACCGUCAUCCAGUUGGUGGGCAUGCUGAGAGGCAUCGCAGCAGGAAUGAGAUACCUCUCCGAUAUGGGCUACGUCCAUCGAGAUCUGGCAGCGCGCAACAUCCUUGUCAACAGCAAUCUCGUAUGUAAAGUGUCUGACUUUGGCCUGUCAAGAGUGAUAGACGACGAUCCCGAGGCUGUCUACACAACAGCGGGGAAGAUGCAGGAUAUAAUGAAUUUGAUCUUUACUCCUGCCACUGACCUGCGUUUUACUGAACAGGGUGGGAAAAUACCAGUUCGGUGGACGGCAACGGAGGCCAUCCAGUACCGUAAAUUCACAUCAGCUAGCGAUGUGUGGAGUUACGGCAUUGUCAUGUGGGAGGUCAUGUCCUAUGGGGAGAGGCCUUAUUGGGAUAUGUCCAAUCAAGAUGUUAUAAAGGCAAUUGAGGAGGGCUAUCGCCUGCCCGCACCCAUGGACUGCCCUCCAGGCCUACACCAGCUCAUGCUUGACUGCUGGCAGAAGGACCGGGCAGAUCGACCCAAAUUCGAUCAGAUAGUUGGCAUCCUUGAUAAAAUGAUUCGCAAUCCUAGUACUUUAAAGACUCCAAUGGGGACAUGUACGAGACCCAUCAGUCCCCUCUUAGAUCAGAGCACACCAGACUUCACCACUUUCCGCUCGGUGGGAGACUGGUUGGAAGCCAUCAAGAUGGAGAGAUACAAAGACAACUUCACAGCUGCUGGCUACAGCUCCCUGGAAUCAGUGGCGAGGAUGACGAUCGAGGAUGUGAUGAGCCUGGGGAUCACUCUAGUGGGCCAUCAGAAGAAGAUCAUGAGCAGCAUACAGACCAUGAGGGCCCAGAUGCUGCACCUCCACGGCACCGGCAUCCAGGUGUGAGCGAGGACGCCCCCAGCCCAGCGGCCAGCGCACCCUCCCAGGGGCCCGUGGGGAGCGCAGGGGAGGGCGUCGGGAGACCCCCGGAGCCCAUGCUCUCACUCAGGCACCACCGAGGAUAAUCAAUAAAGACAAAACGUCGUGCUUUUUUUCUGUCGUCGUAUUCGUCGUCGCUCUUGUUCCGGAUCUUCGGAAUGAACACAAAAAAAAAAACAUUCCUUUGUACUUUGGCAAAGGAUUUGCUCCCCCCCCCCCCCCCCCCCCCCCUCGCUAAAGAGCAGGAGGGAGCCGAAGGGAGGACGCCCAGAUGGAGGGAGAGAGAGACAGAGCGAGCGAGCGAGCGAGAGACACACCGUGGACAUGGACACGUGCAAGGCUCAGAGGAACAUGGAGGAGUUUUAUCAAGAGGAGGCAGAGCUUCUGAAGACGAGUUUGAUGCGUUUUUAUCUUGUUUCUUUAUGAAUGGUUUAUUUGUGCGAACAUCAAUACAGACUUUUACUUAAACUAUGACUUUAUGGUAAAAGAAAAUACACAACACACAAAAAAGGACAAAGAAAAAAAGAGUGGUUUAAUGAAUAUCUUCUUAAGUCUGUUUGUUUUGAUAUGCUAGCCACUCUGAUCUAGUGUGGUGGUAAUGGUACAUUUUCAUUUGGUUUCUUAUCUAGUUUUCCAUUUUCCUUUGGCUUGAUAACAGGGUAAGAGUUCCCUCAUGGGAAGGAGGAUUCAGUGAUACUAUGAAAUGACCAGUGUGUCAUGUGUCAUACUCUUAACAGUUGAAGUAUUUGUUGUGAAUAGUUUCCCCCCACGGCGUUAGUUCAAAUACUGCAAUUCGUAACUCACUUUAGUUGAAACUUUACACAGUGGUUGUGAUGGCUGCGUUUGACACACAUGGUCCUAUUUUGAAGUAGCACAGUCUUGGGCUGUGUUUGUGUAACCCCCGGAGUUCUUACAAUAGCAAUGUAAAGCUUGUGUGACUGUGAAAGCCCCAUGUCCAAGUAGCAAUAUUCAUCUUUAUGUUUACCACCUUAUUAUUCCAUCAUAUGGAGUACACAGUACCUUUCUUUCAGUUUUUCACUUAGAGAAAUGAGAUAGUUUUCAAAAAUAGCACUAAUGGUUUUUAUUUCGUUUUUUUUUUUAUUUGUGUUUGUUUUAGUUAAAUAUUUGGCCACUAUUACCUGAAAGCAAAAAAGGUCUUUGCCAUGUAUUACAUUUGUGAUUCUUUGAAUCAGUGAAUCAGUGAAAAUGUUGAAGUAGUAACUGCCUUAAUGUUCUAGUACAUUUACAAAAUGUUUCAACUAUUGUCGGUGUUGGAGUGGCUGAAGUAUUUCUCGAAAUGGGCUGAAUUUCUUCUUUUCGCAUAGCUGAUGGUUUCCCAGUUUUGACGCUUUCGUCCUGAACUUGAGCAAAUUGAGUCAAGUAUAACGACGCUUUCAGUUUGAGGUGUGUUAGGAACGAGCUUGAGCAGGAUAGAGGAUGACCAAACAGCAAUAACUUUCCCCAGCCAGGAACGAGCCUCCUCUGCUUCAGUCAGGUGCUAUGGUUUUUACUAACAUACUCAAGUGCUUGGGAGUCACCAGUGGGAGCUGCAUUUCAGAGAACCUCUACCGAAUGCAAGGGUGCCUAGAGGAAGUGAGCGGCUCUCCAACAUAAGCAAAUAUUUGUUAGCAAGACGAGAAACAGCGCUCUAAUUACCGUAUAUUAUUCUGUGAGUGAGAUGGCAUGCCUUGAUGCUAACCCAACCCCAAGGGUAUCUUAAGUGACUGCUGUGCUUGCUUGCUGUUUGAGAAUAUUUUCACCCCUUAAAUUAAGGAUUUUUAAUUGUCUGAGGAGGAUGAUAACAUGACAAAAUGGUGAUGUGUUGUGCGAUGUCAGCUAAUCAACAGGAGAGCCACCACUGAUCCGUUGACGGUUUACCUCUGUCUGUCCAGGCCUUUGUGCAAUGUAAUAACGCUAACAGUACCUCUCUGGUAUGUGUCUUUUGAAAUUCUUUUUGUUUCUUUUUUUUGUUGUUGCUCAUCAAUGGAUAACAGGCUUUGAAAUUGUGUGCUGUCAACAGUUUUUGGUGCCAUCACAGUCUAUUGUUUGUACAACAAAUGAAUGUUACGCUGAAUUUAGUGAUCAGCAUUGUGGUCUCUUGAUGAAUGGGUCAGCCAUUUCCUUACAUCCAGUGAAGUUUAGUCACCUCCCGACGAGUGCUUCAGUUCAGAGCGUUUGGAAGCUCCACACAGGUCUGUGUGUCCACAGUAUUAUUUAGAGAGUCACGUAAGGGAGAUACUCAUCGGCCCCCCCCCCCCCCUCUAACUGACUGAAGCUGCAGGCUGUUGUGUUGACACUUUGAUAUGGUGGACGAGCUGUACAGCAGCUCUCUUGAAACAGCAGCUUGUCAUUCCCCUCCACGCCCCGUUGGCCACCGCGUCCACUCCAAAGGGACCGUCCCCUCCCUCCCUCGCGCGCGCACGCGGGUCCCCUCCGCCCCGGAGCCAGAGCGUGGCCGGCCCUCGGCCCAACGUUACAGAGCCGCGCGCCGCCCAUACCGCAGACCUCAGCAGUUGGGGCUCUGCCAGCGCAUUGAAUUGAACACUGGCGCAAAGGCAUUCAGUCAGCACAAAGCCCAGUGGUCCACCAGUCAGUCACGUCACUCUCCCCUGCAGCCCCCCCUCCCCACCACAGUGUACGGAUCCGUUACAGCCUGCCCCACUGGGUCCCCCGACCACGGGCACGGGCACUAGGCCCUUCCCCUCCGUAUGGAUUUGGGUUCCUGUAGAGACAGCAAUUUUGGGCCAAAUUGAGAUUAAAAGCCAGAUUCAAUCAGUCCACCUCCCAGGACAUCGUGACCCUUCAAUGACAGACACACGGCCAUGUUGUUCUCAAACCUGCUUUCUUAACUCACACUGGCAGCGUGGUGGAAAUCAGGAACUGCUCAUCAGGACAGAAAGAAAUGUGUCUACAAUGGAGGGGUUGUCUUUUGGAGGAUGGCCAUGGUGUUUUUGUUUUUUUUUUGUAAGGAAAAGUGUUGAAAAGCCCUUUACGGAAAGAGACUAAUGAUUCCAAAGAGUUCAGCACUGUUGAUUGUGUGAGGAAGACCACAGAGAUCAGAGGGAAACUUUGUAUAUGUUCGAAUUGUAAAACUUGUACAUUUUAUUUAUAAUGUUGUUUUUUACACACAUUACUCUGUAGUGAGCUCUGAAUACAUUGAAAAUGCACUAUAUUUUUCUAUCUCACUCACAGAUUAUUAUUGUCACUGUUUCAGUUGUACAUAAUUUCUCAUUUAGGACCAAAGACAGAUGAUAGGUUUUCCAUUUAGAUUUUUAUUUUGUUUUAUUUUGUCUUUUAGUUUGAUGUACAGUGAUGCGGAUUGUCGAUUUAUUAUUUAUUUUUCUGUGAUGAAAGUAUUGAGAGUAUUCACUGGUCAAAUGUAUUUUCUCCAACUGCAGAAUUGUAAAAUCAUUUACCUAGACAAUUUCUUGUUACAUAGACAUUUCUUUUUGCUUUGUAAUCUUUGUA